AGCAAAUGCAAACUACUCCUGAAAUGAUACAACAGCAGCACUAUUUGCGCUCUUUUGAAACGAUGCACACAGUUGAUGCCACUCAGAACCCAUUCCAUACUGCUCCUAUGGGCAAGAUGGAAUUCAUGCAUAUGCAUCAGCCAAGCUCUCCUACCUCUCCAACCGCACCAUCUGGUCUACCCUCAUCUCUUCAAGCCGCAAACGCGGAUGUGUAUAUACCCAUGAACGUCAUGACCUCUCAACAAUACAAGACUCAUGCUUGCCAAGAGUGUCGUAAAAGGUUCAAGCGUUUGGAACACCUUAAGCGCCAUAUGCGAACACACACUUUGGAACGUCCAUUCUCAUGCCCUGUACCUGGCUGUGGCAAGGCGUUUUCCAGGAGUGACAAUUUGUCACAACAUGUCAAAACCCAUCAAAGACAUCAAUACAGAGAACGAACAGCCGCAGCACAAGCUGCUGUCACCGUGAACAGUAGCAUCUGGGAGAACGCUACGGCCGUUGACUGCUGAGAUUGAGCCAAGUG
This is a messenger RNA of Umbelopsis ramanniana AG, 523 nucleotides long. RefSeq lists its product as uncharacterized. Gene Ontology annotation, biological process: sexual reproduction. The record is from RefSeq and is a predicted model, not a curated record. Gene Ontology annotation, cellular component: Ste12p-Dig1p-Dig2p complex; nucleus; Tec1p-Ste12p-Dig1p complex. Bases 6 to 509 code for a protein of 167 amino acids. NCBI's taxonomy places the organism in Eukaryota, Fungi, Mucoromycota, Umbelopsidomycetes, Umbelopsidales, Umbelopsidaceae. The transcript has a single exon. Gene Ontology annotation, molecular function: DNA-binding transcription factor activity.